Rhipicephalus sanguineus (brown dog tick) is the source of this 414-nucleotide messenger RNA. RefSeq lists its product as uncharacterized. Lineage: Eukaryota; Metazoa; Arthropoda; Arachnida; Ixodida; Ixodidae. The record is from RefSeq and is a predicted model, not a curated record. The coding region runs from base 33 to 395 and encodes 120 amino acids. The transcript has 4 exons.
GUGCGCCUCCGCUCUGGCAGUCGUUGCGUGGCAUGCAUGAAUGCCUCCUCACGUUUGUCAUCGCAGUCACCUGCUGGUCGGACGCGUCGCGGAAGGAGAAGCUGCGGGAGUGCCGCACCAGGUGCCGCAGACCGUGCGGGAUGUCGGUGUAUGCCGCUAACAUCUUUGGCAGCGAUUACAAGGACGCACAACCUCACGAAAUCUACGUUGUUCUUCUACUCGGAUCCUAUCGAAGGAAAAUCAUCGAGUCGAGACCUAUGCUGACGGGCGACACCCUGUUCUCGUACUUGGAGGGCCACAUCGGCAUGUGGCUCGGCCUGACGCUGUUCUCGGCAGCCGGGCUGGCGGCCGGACUGUACCGGAGGGCAGCCGACUUCCUCCCGCAGAGCGCAUAGUUGCCCGACUCGCCCACAA